AUGUCGUUCAUCGCGCACCGCUCAAUCACUUACCCGUGUAAGGCAUACUCGGGCAGUGCGGCGCUGCGGUGUGAAGCGCAGCUCUUCCGAACGAACUUUAUCAAGGGCCAGCACCGACCACUCAUGAACAGAGGAAAUUCGCAAGCAUCCAAUCUCGACUCUCGCGGUCAGCGACUCAACAAGUUACUGGAUGGCGUUCUUAAUGGUCGACAGGCUCUGGGAACGGCGUCGUCUCCCCUCUUCCUGGAAGCAAUUUGCGCCCAGCCGGACGCUGCUAAAUGCAUCGACCGGUUGAUUGUCAGUAAAACAGGCCUGUCGUCUGUACAGACAGCUAUGCGUGCCGAUCUCAGCUUGUCGUUUUUCAAUGGACACGCCUCGUCAUUCAUCAUCUAUCUGCAGGCACCGGCGCUACGCAUCGUCGGAGGUGGCUCGUUUCUCCAGCAGCUCGUCAUCGCCAUGGUAGAGCCCUCUAUCUUCUGGAAUACUUUCAGUGACGCCUUUCGUGCUGGAAGUCUGCAGGAGAAGGGUGAACUCUCCUUCGGCUGGCUUCUGCUGCAGCUCGUGGUGCUUCCUGCGAGUAAGGCGGCCCCAUACCGCGAGAUUGCGCAAGAUCAAGCGGUGCUGGACCGCCUCCUUUCUUCCCCGCAUUCAGAAACCAGCGCGAUAGGGAGGAGGAUCAAGGAUGUAGUGGCUACGCUGCAUGCCUCGAUUCCCGAUGGCAGCGAUACCUUCCCCGGAGACCGACAUGACAACGACUUCGCCGAUUUCCGCCUCAUCUCGAUCCAUCCUACUGCCGAUGAGAUCACCUGCCGUGAGCUACCAUUCUUGAGGCCCGCUUCCUUCCUCGAUGACGCGGAAACUGCGGACAGCCGUGUGGCGACGUAUCUCGACAACCACUUUCGGUUGUUGAGGGAGGACAUGAUUCAUGAGAUGCGAGAGGAGAUGCAGAUCGCGCUGGGGAAGAAGAAGGGAAAGCACAGGGGCCUCGUCAUCGACGGUCUUGAGCUUGUCGGAGUGCACUUCGGUCCCGACAACAAGAGAUCGAAGUGGGCCAUAGAGCUUCAGUGCAAGCAAGAUCUUCCCGUCUUGAAGCGCAAGAAAGAUCGACGCGCGUUUCUCAGGGACGAAGGACGCAGCAUUCUACGUCAUCAGUCAUUGGCGUGCCUCCUUGUCAACGGCAAGAUUAUCGCGUUUCCCACCAUCCUCCGAGAUGAAGACCAGCUCGCGAAGCUGCCGCCAGUCGUUCUUUUGUGUCUCACGGGAGAGUCAAGCACGAAGAAAGCUCUUAUGGAGCUCAAGGACGACAUUCAGGCAGCUUCACCUGGGGUGCUGUUGGUAGAGGAGGCCGGCGAAAUCUUAGAGUCUCACAUCAUCAGCGCUUUGGGUUCCGAGACGUCGCAGCUCAUCCUCAUUGGGGAUCACCACUGUCAAAUCGACAGACAACUCCGGCCUAAGGUCAACAACUACUUCCUCACCGUCGAGAAAGGCGAUGGGUUCGAUUUGAACAGAUCAAUGUUCGAGCGCCUCGUCUUGAAGGGCUACCCUCAUACGACUCUCAGUGAACAGCACAGAAUGAGGCCCGAAAUCUCUGAUCUCGACAAUAGGGAGCUGUACCCAUCUUCGUCUAAACGGAACACGUACGAGGCAGAGAUGGUGCUGAAGAUUGUUCGGUAUCUCGCACAGCAAGGCUAUGGCACGGAGAAGCUCGUCGUUCUCACGCCGUAUCUCGGUCAACUCCAAUUACUGCAGUCCAUCCUGAAGACAGAGACAGAUCCCGUCCUCAACGACCUCGACUCCUUCGACCUCGUUCGUGCCGGCCUGGUGACGGAAGCAACAGCAAAACUGACACAGCGACCGCUUAGGCUCGCAACCAUUGACAACUAUCAAGGCGAAGAGAGCGACAUCGUCAUCUGUUGCCUGACGAGAAGCAAUGUUGAUCACGACAUCGGUUUCAUGUCCUCACCGGAACGCGUGAACGUUCUCCUGUCACGAGCUCGCGACUGCCUGAUAUUGCUCGGGAACGCAGACACAUUCCUGAAUGCACGAAAGGGGAAAGAGAUUUGGGAGCAGUUGUUCCGCCUGCUGGCGUGCGGGAAGCACGUGUACGAUGGCCUUCCCGUGAAAUGCGAGCGUCAUCCUGAUCGUAAGGCUUGCCUGAAAAAGCCCAUCGACUUCGAUGUCCUCACCCCUGACGGUGGCUGUCAGGAGCCAUGUGGUACAAUGCUUAGUUGCGGUCUCCACUGCUGCUCAUCCAAAUGCCAUCAGCUAUACGAUCACUCAAAGAUGCAGUGCGAGCAUAUUCUCAACGAUGUGUGCUCGAACGGCCACACCCUGAAUUGGAAAUGCUUUCAAGGACGCCCUCCGGUCUGCAAGAGGUGUGAAAAGGAGGUGAAGCUUGCCGAGGAGAAGCGACAGAGAGACUUCGCCGACAAGGAAAGGCGAGAUGCCGAAGAACGGGAGCACGCACGCAACAUAGCCAAGCUAGAGGAGGAGUAUGAGCAACAGACUCGUCUUCUCCGUGACAGACAGCUCGCCGAAGAGCGAGCCAAUGCGAUUCAGCAGAAGCAGCAAGAUCUGGCGUCGAUCACUGCCCUCACUGCGAAGGCACCGCCGACAAGUUCCGCAGCAUCAGUCGUACCCGACAAUGGUGGAGCACCGGCGGCUACCGCGAAUGGAGCAGCCUCCACGCUUCCGACAAGUGCAGAUGCUCUUCCCGCUUCUUCUAUCCACCAUUCGAUCCCGCCGCCGACGCCGACCUCGACGGUAGAGCAAGUUCAGCAGGUGUCCACGGGUUCAGAACCAUCCUCGACGCCGACAUCUGGUGCCGAGCAGGAGUGGGAACGACAGAAGGUCAUGGAUGGAGCAUCAGAUCCUUCUAUCGACGCCAUCAUGAGUAUGACUGGGCUUGAGGCCGUCAAGAAACAGGUACUUCAAAUUAAGGGCAAGGUCGAUGUCACCAAGCGUCAGAACACAUCGCUCAAGAAUGAGCGAUUCAAUAUUGUGCUACUAGGAAACCCUGGCACAGGUAAAACGACUGUAGCCAGACAUUAUGCCAAGUUUCUCACGUCUUUCGGUAUUAUCCCUGGAGUGGCCUUUGUCGAGGCGUCUGGCUCUAGUCUUGCAAAUGACGGUGUUCCCGGUGUCAAGAAACACAUCGAAACGAUCCUUAAGUCUGGCGGAGGGGCAUUGUUUGUUGAUGAGGCGUAUCAGCUCACUGGACAGCAUAACUUCCAGGGGACGCAGGUGCUUGAUUUCCUCCUAGCAGAAAUGGAGAACAGAGUUGGCACCAUCGUCUUCAUUCUGGCAGGCUACAGCAAACAGAUGGAGAAAUUCUUCGAGCACAAUCCAGGCCUUCAAAGUCGGGUACCGUACACUCUACGCUUCGAGGAUUACAAUGAUGCCGAACUUCUCUUGAUGCUGGAAAGGAUGAUCAAGAAGAGAUACAAUAGCAGGAUGAAAGUCGAAGGCGAUUUUGGCGGGUUGUACUGGGUCGAGGACGAGAGGGCUUUGGAAACGCUCGGGCACUGGAGAAUCUCCUCGCUAAGAUCUCUGGUCGACAGGCAGACCGAAUAG
Postia placenta MAD-698-R-SB12 is the source of this 3573-nucleotide messenger RNA. RefSeq lists its product as hypothetical. Gene Ontology annotation, cellular component: nuclear RNA-directed RNA polymerase complex. Bases 1 to 3573 code for a protein of 1190 amino acids. Gene Ontology annotation, molecular function: ATP hydrolysis activity; ATP binding. The transcript has 9 exons. NCBI's taxonomy places the organism in Eukaryota, Fungi, Basidiomycota, Agaricomycetes, Polyporales, Adustoporiaceae. Gene Ontology annotation, biological process: regulatory ncRNA-mediated heterochromatin formation. The record is from RefSeq and is a predicted model, not a curated record.